Messenger RNA from Oppiella nova, 1344 nucleotides. NCBI's taxonomy places the organism in Eukaryota, Metazoa, Arthropoda, Arachnida, Sarcoptiformes, Oppiidae. The record is from the annotation of a GenBank genome assembly.
ACGCCAUACUAUACGCUAUGCUAUUCACCACUCCAUACAUACUAUAUGUGAAGCGUUCAGUCAAACCAUGUCUUAUGGCUGACGGACACUCACUGGUGAUCGCAGGCAUAGGUUAACCGUAUUUACACGACAACCGACCCGUCACUGACCACUCAUUGCAUGUCAUCAUCCCUUCUAAGUGUCUUGUGAUGCAGAUGUCAUCACAUUUGCCACUAAAUCGUCUCAAUUGUCUUAUCCAUUAAACCGAUUAACUCACGCAUCGACUGAGCGUUGGCGAUCCGUUGGUGCGAUCGCGGAAGCGCUUCGUGAUCGCCGUCUGCGGCGAUGACGACCUCAUCGGAGGACGUGUUGCGAGUGGUGGAGGCGGUGAGGAUGAAGAAGACCGACGGCACCCUCUAUAUGAUGGCCGAACGCAUCGCAUGGAUGCCCAACGGGAAGGACUCGUUCACUAUUUCCCACAAAUACGCCGACAUUAAGACUCAGAAGAUAUCACCGGAAGGCAAGCCCAAGAUCCAGUUGCAGGUGGUGUUGGACUCCGGGAGCGAUACCUUUCACUUCGUGAACGCCAAUGGAGUCGAGAGUCAACUCAAUGACAGGAAUGAAGUGAAGGAGCUCUUACAGCAAUUGUUACCCAAAUUCAAGCGAAUGAUAUCCAAAGAUCUCCAAGAGAAGAGCCGUGUCCUCAACGAAGACCCGGAGCUCUUCGGGCUCUACAAAGAGUUGGUCACCUCUAACAUCAUUACCGCCGAAGAGUUUUGGGCCAACUAUGCGACCAACAGGAGGAUUGACUUGAGAGAUAAGAGCGAACCGAACGGCCAAAGGGUUGGCGUUUCGGCGGCCUUUCUGGCGGACAUUUCGCCGCAAGUGGACGGAUGUAAUGGCAUUAAAUACAAUAUCACUAAAGAUAUAAUUGACGCCAUUUUCAACACAUAUCCCGCCGUAAAGCGGAAGCACUUCGAGAGCGUUCCCCACAAAGUGACGGAACAGGAGUUUUGGCAGCGAUUCUUUCAGUCACAUUACUUCCACAGAGACCGCAACUCAACCACCAAAGACUUCUUUAAUGACUACUCUAAUCAUGACAUCGAAAGUGCGCUAAGAAAAGGUAUUAUCGAUCCCUUUCUCGACUUGUCCUCAAUGGAGGACAGAGUCUGCGGGACGACACUCGAGAGUCGCGAAGACAAGGAUAAGAAUAAAAGCGAUUCUUUGAAUUCACUCUCCAAUUCAAAUCAGGCGCUCAUUAAACGCUUUAAUCACCACUCGAUCCGAGUGUUGGAGUCCUCGAUGAGUAGAAGUGGCGACAGCUCUGCGAACCCCUUAACCAAUGGUCCCAAAGAUCCAAACCCU